AUGCGCACGAUCCUACACUCGCGUUUAGCAGUCACCGCCGUGUCCUGCAUGGCACUCACCUUGUCUUCAAUUGGUCUCUCAAGUGCCGAAGAACUCUGCUCCAUCCCACCGUACUCGUACACGGGAGCCAAACAGAGUCAUCCGGAGCUUACGACUGCUAUUGAAACAUUGGAAAACUACGCCAUCGCUUCGUGGUUCACGGAUCGCCAGAGUACCGAUGAACGAUCGACCACAAUUUCCGACAUGCUCAGCCAGUGUUCCGAAGAUACGCGCCUCAGUGUCGUGGUCUACGGCAUCCCUAACAAGGACUGCGCUGCUGGGCUGUCGUCCGAAGGGAGCGUAAAGAGCACAGACGACUACAAAGCUUUCUUACAAGAACUCACGGACGCUGUCGGCGACCGCAAGGUGCUGUACGUGGUUGAACCGGAUGCGUUGGGUCUGCUGACACAAAACGGCGGAUGUGGCGCAUCGGCUGGUUAUCUCGAUAACCUCAAGGUGGCUGUUGCUGCCUUGUCCGCUAACGCCAACGCUGAGCUGUACGUUGAUAUUGGCUACUGGAUGCUGGCCGACAGUGCAAGUAAGGUGGCUACUGCAAUGAAAGAUAUCGGUAGUUCUGGUCGUGUUAAGGGCGUGACGAUCAACACGUCGAACUACCGCUCCAACGACGAAUGUGCUGGAUACUGCACCAACUUCCAGACUGCCAUGGGAUCUACCGAUAUGAAAUGUAUUGUCGACACAAGCAGAAACUACAAUGGCUCUCCUACUAGUGACUGGUGCAACGUCCCUACUGCCGGUAUCGGUAAGCCGCCGACGUCGGAGACCGGCAUCUCGAACAUUGACUACUUCAUGUGGAUCAAGCCGCCGGGAGAGAGCGACGGUGAGUGCCCGACGGGAGGAACUUCGGCAGGCUCCUUCUACUUGGAAGGCUUCACACUUCUGUGGGAUCAAGGAUACUUUGUCAGCGAGCAGGGUAUGUCUAAGAUCGGCGAUGGAUCGGGCACCCCAGCGGGCACAGCGUACCCUACAAGCUUAAGUACCGGUAGCUCAAGCCAGAGUUCGACUGACCAGACCCCACCGUCGCCCACCCCAACUACCGAUAACUCGAGUUGGAAUCAGGAACAAACUGCGGGGACCGUCGCUCCAGCCGACACUACGCCGGCCACUCAAGAAACGGCUACGCCUUCCAUGGCGCCUGUACCAGAGUCAACAGCAUUAUCCACUUCGAUUCCGGUUACUAUGACGCCGUCUACUACGGAACCCGUCACAGAGGUACUCGUUGUUCCAUCGCAAAUUGCUUGCAAGGCAAAAAAGCGUUUACGCUCGCGCAAUUAA
Messenger RNA from Phytophthora infestans T30-4, 1332 nucleotides. Its product is annotated as glycoside hydrolase, putative. The transcript has a single exon. The record is from RefSeq and is a predicted model, not a curated record. Gene Ontology annotation, molecular function: hydrolase activity, hydrolyzing O-glycosyl compounds. The coding region runs from base 1 to 1332 and encodes 443 amino acids. Gene Ontology annotation, biological process: cellulose catabolic process. NCBI's taxonomy places the organism in Eukaryota, Oomycota, Peronosporomycetes, Peronosporales, Peronosporaceae.